Messenger RNA from Trematomus bernacchii (emerald rockcod), 1815 nucleotides. RefSeq lists its product as uncharacterized. The record is from RefSeq and is a predicted model, not a curated record. Gene Ontology annotation, biological process: T cell activation; positive regulation of ERK1 and ERK2 cascade; interleukin-15-mediated signaling pathway. Gene Ontology annotation, cellular component: membrane raft; external side of plasma membrane. Gene Ontology annotation, molecular function: MHC class II protein binding; protein tyrosine kinase binding. The coding region runs from base 145 to 1029 and encodes 294 amino acids. The transcript is spliced from 7 exons. Lineage: Eukaryota; Metazoa; Chordata; Actinopteri; Perciformes; Nototheniidae.
GAGGAACCAGAAAACAUCUUGCCACGUUCAACUUCCCCUUUUCUGUCGCUUACCUGCUGUUAUCAUCGGUACUGACUUCUUGUUAAAGAAGCAGCCGGGGAGAGACUCUGACAGUCGAGAGCCAGAGACCAAGAGAGAAGCACGAUGUCUGAAUUCAGAAGGAUCAUGAUGUCUUCAUUCCUGAUGCUGCUGCUCCACUUUCCAGCUGCAGAUGUGAAAUAUUACUCCCCCAUUGUCAGAGCUGGAGAUGAAGUCACUUUGCCUUUUGACAAUGUGAUAGAUGAUCAGGAUAAGUGUGAGAGUACUGAGUGGCUCUUCAGUUGUUCAGGAAACUCACGAGUGACGCUGUUUAAAGACGGGCAGAUUCACAACGAUUCCAAAGCUAAAUCAGACAGACUGAAUGUUACAGAGAAUUGUUCUCUGGUUAUAAAGAAGGUCACAGAGGAGGAUGCUGGUUAUUACCGCUGCAGCCAGUUCAACAAAUCAGGAGAACAACAAGGUCCGGAAUCUGUGGUUAUUCUGUAUGUGGUUACCAUGACUGGACAUCUGGACAAUGAUGAGGUGACGUUACGCUGCUCUGUGGUGCCAUAUGUACGGUGUAGACACAGAGUGAAGUGGCUGAUUCAGGGUCAAGAUGUGGAUAAAGAUCACAGAGAUAUAAAUAUAUCACAGUCUCUCUGCUCUGCCUCUGUGACAUUUCUGACUUCUCUCUUUAGUUACACAACAAGGUUUGAGUUGUUUACUUGUCAAGUAACUGAUGAUUACACAAGAGAAGUUCAUCUGUUUCCCGUCAGCGAUCAGUCCUCAGGACCAGACAGCAAACAUCCAGAAGGACCAGCUGUGUGGUGGGUCAUCAUGGUGCCUGUGGGGUUAGCAGCUCUCAUCAUCACCGUGGUUACAGUCCACAUCUGGACCAGAGCUAAAGGGGACAAAAAACGGAUGACAAAAAACCUCGAGCAGAAUGAUGAAGAUGAAGAUGAAGAUGAGGUGAACGAUGAAAACGAUGGAGGGGCUUCUGCCUCUGUGUGACUGAUCAACAACAUCAACUCCCCUCAGAGUCCAUGCUGUCAAACAUCACCUCCUCAUAUUCUACAGGAGAAAACAGGAGAACCAUGAGAUCAUUGGAACAUUUCUGAUGACUGAGAACACCUGAGCCCCAUGAGAGGCCCUUCAGAAACUCACCUCCAUAUGAUAGGAAACAAAGCUUAUUAUAUUCAUUCAUUUCUGAUGUAAUGUCCUUUAAGUAUGCUCUCACAUUCCCAUACAUAGUUAUAUAUCUGAUCUAUAGUCUACAGUCUCUGUAUAUAACAUCUCAAUAUUAGCAGUACUUGUACUCACACCUUAUACCUUCACUUCUCACUGUAACUGCUGCACAUGUUCAAACAUACAAGUGUUGGGUUGAAUUCAUAACAUUUCUAAAUUGUAAAAUGAUCCCUAAUCUAUAUUUCUUCAUUGUGCUCUCUAGGGACUUUCAGUCAAACUUGGUCUAAUCAAUUUUAAGAAUGUCUUUUAUUUGUUUUUGUUAUUAAUGAUUCAUAUAAUGUCUUAUAAUUAUCAUAGCGUGUACUUAUACCUACAGUAUAUAUACCUGUACUGCCUAACUGCUGCACAUGCUGUAUAUAUCUGAUCAAUAGUCUAUACAAUAUAUUUACUAUACUCUCUUUUUACUCUAUAUGUAUUCCUAAAGCUGAAAUGCCUCCAGUAUCUUAGGAUGUUUUAAUUAGCUUAAGUCCCAAUGGAAUAUGUUACUCCUUUUUUUACUACGGCUUUAAUGAUAUAUAACCCAAAUAAAAAGAGUACUUUUAAUCAAUGUUA